Striga asiatica is the source of this 2193-nucleotide messenger RNA. NCBI's taxonomy places the organism in Eukaryota, Viridiplantae, Streptophyta, Magnoliopsida, Lamiales, Orobanchaceae. The record is from the annotation of a GenBank genome assembly.
UGACAAUGCAAAAGCCUAUAGGGUAAAUAACUUUUUGCCCAAAGUUUAUCCCAUCCUUAAUAUCCGCCGCUUAUAUAAAACGCGACAUAGGGUAAUCUUUAUUGUUGCCCCUCCAACGUCGAAAACCCCGAACCCUAGCGCAUCCACUAUCUUAGAUCUGUAAAAUUUGAAGCUUCUAAUGGGUUCUAAGCGGUCGGAUUUCGGUGAUGGCGCUAGCCCCGGGAAGAUUUUCAUCGGGGGUCUGGCUAAAGACACUACUUUAGAUACGUUUGUGAAGUAUUUUGGCAAGUAUGGGGAGAUAACGGACUCGGUAAUAAUGAAGGAUAGACACACUGGUCGACCUCGGGGUUUUGGUUUCAUAACUUAUGCCGACCCUGCUGUUGUUGACACGGUUAUAGCUGAAACACAUGUCAUUAAUGGAAAACAGGUUGAGAUUAAAAGGACUAUUCCUAAGGGGUCUGGUGAUUCAAAGGAUUUCAAAACAAAAAAGAUUUUUGUCGGUGGCAUCCCAACCCCUGUUUCAGAAGAUGAGUUCAAGGGUUUCUUCUCAAAGUAUGGGAAAGUGGUUGAACACGAGAUUAUUCGAGAUCAUGUUACCAAGAGGUCUCGUGGCUUUGGAUUCAUCGUCUUCGACAAUGAACAAGUCGUUGAUAGUAUCCUAGCUGAUGGAAAUAUGAUUGAUAUGAAUGGUGCCCAGGUUGAGAUCAAGAAGGCCGAACCAAAGAAACCCUCAAACCCAACACCUGCUCCUCCUGCAUACGCUAGUGAAUAUAGGGGACGCGCAUCGUAUGCGGAUAGUUACAGUGGUUUUGGCAGCUCCUAUAAUGGGCUUGGCAGUGCUAGUUUCGGCCCGACAUCCUAUAGGUCAAUUGGAUCGGGCUUGAGUGGUAGGUUCAGUGACUUUGGAUAUGGUGGCCCGAGUGAAUACACUGGCAGAUAUGGGGAUUAUGGGAGUAGUGAGUUUGGUUAUCGAGGGGAGGGCCCGCUUAGCUAUACGGGCCGAUUUAGUUCUUAUGGUGGGGGGUAUGGUGGUGGGCCCGGAGCCUAUGCCCGUGGUGGAGGUGGUGGAGGUUAUGGGGGUUAUAGUGCGGGGUCAGGUGCAGGGUAUGAUUCUGGACCUGGCUCGGGUUCUGGCUCGAGUUAUGGUGGAGUUGGAGGUGGGAUGUAUGGAGGUAGUAGAGCCUCAGGCUAUAGUGGGAGUAGUCGUUAUCAUCCAUAUGCCAGGUAGAUGAUGGGGUCUUUUAUCUAUAAGCAUAUCUAUCUAGGAGUUCUAUCAUGUCUCUUUGUUAUUGCUUGGCUCUCAGUUGACUAGAUUUUCCAAGUUACUAGCAAGGAUGAUGAUCUCUAGAAGAGGCCUGAAGAAGAACCCCCUAGAUUUCAGCUGAUUUUUUUUUUUUUUGGUUUACUUUAAGAAGUCUUAUUAUUAUAAGUGUGUUUCUAGUUUUCUAUGAGAUCCCUUUAGAGAACCGUGUUUUAGAUGUUUGUCUAUUCUUAAGAUUUAAGAUUUCGUAUUCCUGUAAGACUCGUGUUUUUGGAUCCAUGCCAGUGUAGGAUUCCCAUUUGAGACUUGAAGUUCUUGUCUUGCUUUGUUUCGUCAUGUUUCACUUUAGCUGUUGCCUUGAUGGUUUUGCACCUACUAGUUGAUUGUUUGAAUGCCCAGGGUAUCUAAGUUUUUUUUGCAGUUAGAAAGAUUUAAUUCUUAAUGCUUUGGUCAGUGUUCAAAUUAGCUUUUUAUCUGAUUUACUAGUAUCUGAAUUAGAUUAAUCUCAACUGGAUGAGCUUCAGAAUACAUGUUAAUUUAAGGGCUCAAAUCAAGGUAGUAGUUUGGUAGAGUUUUUGGAUAUAUAUUAUGUUUUGAGGUAUGUUAUGUUCAGGAGCCAUUGAAAAGAUUCAAUGUUUUGAAUCUCAUGAUUUUGUGUGGUCAGACUUCCAGUUUUAGCUCUGCUGGGGAUCUGGAACACUUGGUGUUAAUAUGUUAUUGUUAUGUUAUGAUGAUAUUAUAUGGUUUUUAACCUGAAGUUUAUGGAAGAGAGUUGUAUUAUCAUGUUCAGUUGUAAAACAUGUGAAUGUUAGUUCAAUGAAUGGUCUUUUGUUUUUAGCAUGUUUGGGAGAAGUGGAAGUUGUGAUAUAUUGGCAAACUUGAUAAUUUGCUUAAACCAAAAAUAUUGAAUUAUUGAUUUAUUGAAUAUAAAG